Molecule: messenger RNA, 2892 nt
Organism: Austrofundulus limnaeus
Lineage: Eukaryota; Metazoa; Chordata; Actinopteri; Cyprinodontiformes; Rivulidae
Product: neuronal calcium sensor 1
Exons: 11
Coding region: 464-1078 (204 amino acids)
Molecular function (GO): calcium sensitive guanylate cyclase activator activity; calcium ion binding
Source: RefSeq, a predicted model, not a curated record
UAGCUCAGGGAGCACACACAAAGAGGCAGUGUGUGUGAGCCGUGGUACGUCAGUGUCUGCGGCUCGGAGCUGCUGCUGGUCGGGGCGAGCAGCAACGUCACUCCCUGACGGCGGAGCAGCGCGAGCGGCCAGCGCGAGGCGAGCAGCAGCGACUCGCCCGCCCCGGAGCGGACACGGAAAGACGGCUGUGUGGGACACGCUUCCUGCACGGUGACUUGCUCCUUCUUUGGCUCAGCGUCUGAGUAAAACCCACGACUUCAAGGCUUGAACAAACCCAAAGAUGGUGACUACCAGCAUGGCAUCCCUCACACGGACAUUAGUGGCUGUGGACAAGGAGAGCAGAUGCUUGCAUUGAAGCCUACGUCUGUUGCAUGUUUUUGGCAGAGGAGCACCCUGGAGAGGAGGUAGUAACAGGUGCCGUGUGCCAAGGUGAUUUUGGAGGUGUGGAUGAGAGCUGAAGAUCAUGGGAAAAUCAAACAGCAAACUCAAACCGGAGGUGGUAGAGGAGCUGACAAGGAAAACCUACUUCACAGAGAAAGAGGUGCAGCAGUGGUACAAAGGCUUCAUUAAAGAUUGUCCAAGUGGGCAGCUAGAUGCUGUGGGCUUCCAAAAGAUAUACAAACAGUUCUUUCCUUUCGGAGAUCCUACCAAGUUUGCUUCAUUCGUCUUUAAUGUAUUCGAUGAAAAUAAGGAAUUUAUAAAGAUGAAGAACACUGACGACAAAAUCAUCUCUGAUGGACGUAUAGAGUUUUCAGAGUUCAUCCAGGCCUUGUCAGUGACCUCUCGCGGGACUCUGGAUGAGAAGCUCAGAUGGGCUUUUAAGCUGUACGAUCUUGACAAUGAUGGCUACAUAACUCGUGAUGAAAUGUUAAACAUUGUAGACGCAAUAUAUCAGAUGGUGGGGAACACCGUGGAACUGCCAGAGGAGGAAAACACUCCAGAAAAGAGAGUGGACCGUAUUUUUGCUAUGAUGGACAAGAAUGCAGACGGGAAGCUGACUCUGCAGGAGUUUCAGGAAGGUUCCAAGGCUGACCCCUCUAUUGUUCAAGCGCUGUCGCUCUAUGAUGGACUUGUGUAGCAAUGUAAGAUGGGUCCAGCUCAGCAUCCUCCUGCCCGUUAGACGCCAACGCAGCACCAUCACAUCCGUAACAGGAGGAGGCAUCAUUUAACCUGAUCACCCAGAAGAGGACUACAUCUAUGAAGUCCAGAUGUGUCAAGUAGCUGCUCAUCUACAUUUCUAUUAAGGAUAGUUGGGGGGAAAAAAAACAGCAUCUCUGAUGUUACAUUAAAUUUAAACGUGCCAGUAAGAACCCCCCCCCACAUCAUCUGUCAGUGCUUCUACAGCUGUGUAGCACCGUGCACACUCCUGAGUGUUGUGGAAAAUAUCUGAACAGCUCUGCAAGCGCAACCUUGGACUCCUCCCAUGGACAAUCUGAGGAACAGAAUUCCUGCUACGGCGUUGGCGUGCAUCUUGUCCACAUGCAUCGGAUGGGCCUGAAGCGCUCGGAGCAACUGUGCUUCAUCACUAUUAUGGAGAGACUUAAGAUCUCAGCCUGGAUCAGUGUGUAACUGUGUGACGACAUGAACAAUAGCUUGAAGUUACAAAGCAGCAUCCUGUACAUUACAUAAUGUAAAUACGACGGUAAUUUAUUUUCUGCUUUGCUGCGUUUAUGAGGAUUUCCUCAUAAAUCUGGAAUGAAGUUUUAUUUUUAUCAAACGCGUUGAAAUGUUUUGCACUGUAUUUUUCAUUCCUAUUAUUAUUAAUGUUGGAUAGUUUCUUUCUCACAACCAGUUUUGUUCAAAAACGAAUGUUUAAGUAGCACGUUUUUCCAGAGAUUAUUUUUCUCUCCUUUGCCAUUCUGGGCUCCCUGUUGUGUUUUUUUCCCUCUCCCCUGUUAGCAUGUUUGUUGGCUGUUGCACAAUUAUAUCCUGAAUGACACGUCCGAGCAACACAGCAAAUUCUUACAGCUUUACAUUUGAGUCAGGGCUUUUAGUAUUUCUUUUGAGAGUGUCACCCUCCACCCUCAGAACAAAACCCUGGUUACUGAGAGGCACAAGUCAUCAGUUGUGGCUGUAAAACUUUUGCGAGCUCAGUUGUUGCAAUUGUCUGCUUGAUCCAGUAUUUGUCCAGUGUGAGACCAGAGCAUGUAACGAUGCCUUUUUUUCAUACGUAGAUGAUUUAUUUUUGUGCAUUUAGAUGUUUUAUCAGCUUCCUUUCUGUUUUACGCCUUAUGCAAGGUAUGAUUUACUAAAUUAUCCAUGUCAUUUAUCAGUUUAGUAUAAGAGCACAGAAUAAAAUGCAUUUAAAUGGCUAAUUAUUCUGUAACUGUAUUUUAGUCUCAUGAAUAGAAAUGUUUUUUUUAAUUACAGUAUUUUGAAUCAUUUGAAGAAGCUGCUUUGUAGAACGAUUGUCGUUCAGAUGUUUGUAGAAUUUUCAAUUCCCCUGUUGAAAAUCUCACCUUGAGUAAAAAACCUCAGAUUGCACAGGUUGUUGUUGAAAUAGGAUCUGUUUCAGGUCCUUGAUUGCACCGCGGUGCUGCACUAAAAGAGAAAGGAGCCUUGUGCCUGGAAUUCUUUGCAAAACAGAAUCUAACUCAGUCUGUGGUGCAAAGCCUGCACAGCACGGCUGAGUAAUGAACAAUGAACUGUACAAAAACUGUGAUGUGUUGCCAUUAAUGAGUGAGGUAAUGAGUUUGCAGGGCUUACAGCAUGUCCUCAAAGUUUUUAUUUUAUUCUCAUUGAGCACAGAUGGAAGUGAUAACAGACGUGGGGGACUUGUCUUUGACCGGAGACUGUUGUGUCCUUUACAUUCUUGAUUUUUUUUUUUUUUUUUUGUAUCUGCAGCAUGUGUCAUAAAAAGUGCAGUAAAAACACAAGUGUACUUCGAAGUCA